Molecule: messenger RNA, 1029 nt
Organism: Kwoniella botswanensis
Lineage: Eukaryota; Fungi; Basidiomycota; Tremellomycetes; Tremellales; Cryptococcaceae
Exons: 6
Coding region: 1-1029 (342 amino acids)
Biological process (GO): mitotic sister chromatid segregation; mitotic cell cycle; kinetochore assembly
Cellular component (GO): MIS12/MIND type complex; chromosome, centromeric region; nucleus
Source: RefSeq, a predicted model, not a curated record
AUGCCACCCACUCGGACUACCACCAACAAGACACCCCGUAAACCCGCCGUGCAACCUAUAGCUUCCUCAAGUAAACACACCCUCGACGCUAUACCUCCCGCUGACGUACCGGAGAGUAUCACACCUGGCUACGUGUACAAGGCCAUCACAGAAAGAAAGAGAUUGAAUGAAGAAGAACGAGCCAGGCUGAUUCAUGAGCUUGUGGGCUUUCAACCUCGGAAAUUAUGCGAUGAUAUAUCUGAAGUAGCCCGUCAACAAGUGUAUGUGACCAUUAGUGCGAUUGAAUCAUGGGCGAGGGAGAAGUCGAACCAUAAUCCCAAAUAUGAGACUGAAUUGAUUACGGGCUUGGUAGCACUUGAGACUCUCCUAGAAUCACACGUAGAUAAAGCGUUCGACAAGUUUACCGCAUGGGUGUUAAGGAAUGCAUUCGAAUUUUCACCGGAAUUGGAGGUCGUCCUGCCAUGGCAAAAAGGAUUGGAUUUCCAACGAGGUGAAUAUGUAGCGAACUUGCCUAAAGGUCAAGAUACCCUUGACGAAAAUUUGGAUGAGAUGAGAUUGAAAGUCGAACAGGCCCGACUAUUAGCUCACAAGCUCGAUUUGGCAGAAGAGAAAUUAGAUAGACGGAUAAACGUAGCCAAACAACGUAAAGCAGAAGUAGGAUUUAUCAAACAAGUUAUCGAUUCUGCUGGAUUGAACCCACUUGAUAAACCUGCUCAACAAAUUCUCCCUACCCUCUUAUCCCUACACGAAUCACUCAAACCCCUCGAACCAUCCACAUCUACCAUCGGUACGGGGAUUUCUACGAGGAAUACGCCGAACGACCAUACCAAAGCGUGGGAAUUGGGUAGAUCAGCAUAUCUUAAUUGGGCAUUAGGUAAAGUCAUUCCCAACACAGGUGGUACCGGUACGAUACAGGGUGGGGAAGGUGGUGGUGGAGAUAAGUUGAUUGAUGUUGAGAGUGAGAUAAGGCAAGUCAUUGGUGAUGAGAAUAAUAAAGCGGAUAUAGAGAGAGUUCUGGGUAAUUUAUAA